ACUCAAAACGAAUCCAUUUUUAGGAGAAUAAAAUUAACUUUUCAUAGGAAUUAAAUAAACGAAAGCCAAAAAACUGACACAGAAACUGAGAAUUAUUCCCAUUCUCCCGGCUCUUUCUCUUACAUACUUCAACUGCCUCAAAAGUUUUUGCAGUAUUGCCCAAGCCAAGGAUUAUACACCAACUAAACAUUUUCGUCAUUCGGGCAAUCCAAGAUGGAGUCACGCAAGGAAGGUUAUAGAGGCUCAGGAAAGCAGAAAAAGGUCAAAAUUGUUUUUGUUAUAGGUGGUCCAGGGUGUGGUAAAGGCACGCAAUGCAAAAGAAUAGCACAACAGUUUGGCUACACUCAUCUUAGUGUUGGUGAGCUUCUACGUCAAGAAAUCAAUUCUGGUUCUGAAACUGGCUCUAUGAUUCAGAAAAUUAUGAAGGAGGGGAAACUUGUUCCUUCAGAUGUAACAGUGAGGCUUCUUCAGCAAGCCAUGCAGGGAAUGGACAACGACAAAUUCCUUAUUGACGGCUUCCCCCGGAGUGAAGAGAAUGUUAAAACAUUUGAGAAUCUUACAAAAAUGGAGCCUGAGUUUGUCCUUUAUCUAGAUUGUCCACAAGAUGAAAUGGAGAGGCGCUUGCUCUCAAGAAACGAGGGAAGGGAGGAUGAUAACAUCGAGACAAUAAGGAAUCGAUUUAAAGUGUUUUUGGAGUCAACUCUCCCAGCAGUUAAAUAUUAUGAAUCAAAGGGGAAAGUUAAGAAGGUUGAUGCUGGAAAAUCUGUUGAUGAGGUUUUUGAGUCCAUCAAAGCUAUUUUCUCUCAAGGAAAAGAGGAUAAGGUGACACCAAGCAGACACAACCACAAAUGCUCGAUACUUUGAUCGGAUAAGCCUCAAAGCGUGAUAGUAUACAUAAACAUUUGCACAUCGGUGUAGUGUAAUUUAACCUGUUGUAGCAAGUUAUCUGGCUUAUUUUCAAGUUACUAAUCCACGGUAACCUAUAGUCAAUCAUCUUUGGUGACCUGAAAGAUGACCUGAUAGUGCAAAAUGUCAAAUGUAUACAAAGUAAACUAUUUACUGUGUGAUAGAUCUAUCGUUUCUUGUUAAGGUAAUAAAAAGUCCUUUCUAGUCA
Molecule: messenger RNA, 1114 nt
Organism: Nicotiana tabacum (common tobacco)
Lineage: Eukaryota; Viridiplantae; Streptophyta; Magnoliopsida; Solanales; Solanaceae
Product: UMP-CMP kinase 3
Biological process (GO): pyrimidine nucleotide biosynthetic process; 'de novo' pyrimidine nucleobase biosynthetic process
Molecular function (GO): ATP binding
Source: RefSeq, a predicted model, not a curated record